UAAAAUGAAAAAUUUUCUGUUUGAUUCGAACAUUUUUUGUAUUUUACUUCUGCAAGCUUUUCGUGACAUCCAUAUUCGGGAGAAUUAAAGAAACGUCUUCAAUUAUUCCAUUCAAUUCGUUUAUGCAGGCAUCUAAUCUUUUUUUUACCUUCUUUGCGUCAAAUUUUAUAUUUUUAUAUAAAUUAAUCUUUUGCAUUUUAUUAUGGAAGUCGGAAAUUAAGUGACUCCCACGAAUUUUGGUACCAUCAGCCAUUAGACUCGAAUAUUUAAAUGAUUCUUGUUUUUCUUCCUGAUCCUUUGGUAAAUCCACUUUGUAUUCAGCCAAUUCAGUUAUCGUUUCUUGUAAUUUUUCUUUUUUAGGUUCAUAUUUAAUUAAUUUACAUAUUUGACUAAUCUUUUCUUGAUCUACAUUGUCUUCAUCAUGUAGAUAAGUAUCCAAUUGGAGAAUUUGAUCAUUUUUCUGCUUCUUUCUAUUUGUUAAUUUUACUUCUUCUGUAUCGGGAUCAAAAGUUAUGUGAAUAUUAGUCUUCGAUGAAAAUUUCAUCUUUUUAUUCGGUCUGGAAUUAUACUCCUUAAUAUACGAGUCUCUUUUGAAACAAUUUAAAAAGGUUCGUUUCCUUUUACACUCCAUUAUUGAAUCGCACAGAAUUCCGUCAGAAAUUUUCUUCUUUUUUCUUUCUUGCAAACCAGGUUUACAAUCCAGGUAAUAUUUCAUCCAAAGAAACGUUAUUUAAAUCUGUUAAAUAAAUAGUUCUUUCGUCAUCAAUCUUAUAUUCGGUUUUCUAAUUAUUUAUAGAAUUAUUUUCAAAAAUCUCAAAGAAAUUCAGAGAUGAAUCAGAGAUGAACAUUUUGAAGAGCACUGACCUGGCCUCGCAGUUGAACUUUAAAAUUUAUAAUUCCAAUUUUUGGAAUCUUAUUUAAAUUGUCUUUUUCAUCUUGAACCUGACAAUAAUAACGUAAUUUUAACUUUACGAUUUGACGUAACUUGCGUUUAACAUUUUUAUUGCUACUUUUAUUUAACAAUAUUAUAUGUAUGUUCAAAAUAAUCUCUCUAAAACUAUAAUCUUGUAUAAAGCAGAAAAAUAAUUUUUCUUGUGUAUAUUACAUUGUAUAUUUAUUCAAUCAAAGUAUGCACAUUAUCAUGAAGUAAAUUCAGAUUCGCACGUGAUUCAUCUGUUCUUGUAUCUAAUUAAAAUAAAUAAAUAUUUUUGGAAAUGAUAAACAUUCUACAUGUUUUAUGAAGCGUAGUAUGUCCGAGAGGUACGUGAAAGAAAUUUUAGAGAAGCUCGAAGAAAUUGAGAAACUGCACGCGAAGUUGCGCAGUUUGGUGCCACGCGUAAAAGAUCAUGAAUGGAGAGAUGUGAAAAACGAAAGUAAAACGAAUUAUCUAGAACAAAAACCUAUCAAUUUUUGUCGAAAUUCAGAAAUUAUAAGAAAUAUGUCUAAAGAUUUAACAACGAAAAUAAAAAAGUUAUACGAUCCAAAUACAAAACCUAUGAAAUAUCUUAAAAUGUUUAAAAAUCAUUCUAAUAAUAAAUGGAAAAGUUUCAAAAACUAUUUGUUGACCAUGAACGAAUCCGACACUGUAUUAGUAAACAGAGCUUCUCAAGUGUCGAAUGAUGAUUUAGCAAACAAUAUUUCAGAAAAAACAAUUUCUUUUGCAAUUCCUCAACCAAAAGUCAAUCAUCUUUUUAAGAAAAGAAGAUCUACAUUGCAAGAUCUACCAGAACGGUUACUAAAAUAUUUUGGUUACUCUCAUGAUUCCACCUUUGUAAAUAAAAAUGUAGUAUCGAUACACGAUCAUGGUUUAGGUGAAAAUGAACCGCAUAAAGUGCAUAAAACGUCAAUCAUUCCAGAUGAGAAGACUGAAACAUUAAAAAUCGUUUCAUCCGUAAGAAGAAUCUCAAUAGGAGACAACAAGAAGUGAUCUUCAUUAAACGAUUGAAAAACUUAAAUUACCAAACAAAAUUAAAUAAAAUA
This is a messenger RNA of Frieseomelitta varia, 1980 nucleotides long. RefSeq lists its product as uncharacterized. Lineage: Eukaryota; Metazoa; Arthropoda; Insecta; Hymenoptera; Apidae. Bases 1238 to 1927 code for a protein of 229 amino acids. The record is from RefSeq and is a predicted model, not a curated record. The transcript is spliced from 2 exons.